AGUCGGCUCGAGCCACUGGCGAAUCGAUUCGCCGAUUCGAGACCGGCGACGAUGGCUCGCAUGCUGCCGCUGGCGGCUGUGGUCUUGGCUCUGGGCGCCACUGCCUUCAUCGCGCCCCAAGCCACACCCACCUCCACCGCGCUCGGAGCGCGGCGGAGCGCGCGCAGCGCGCCGCAGGCGGCGAAGGCGUCGAGCCUCACGGGAAGCAGCGUGGGCCUUGGCCUGGCGGCCGUCAGCGUGGGCCUGGCGCUGGCGAGGUGCAGCCUUACGCAGCGUCGCUUGCGUUUGGCGGGCAAGGACAUCCCGCGUAACAAGGAGCUGGCCUACGCGCUGAUCUGCAGCGUCUACGGGGUGGGCAAGACCACCGCCUUCAAAAUCUGCGUGGACACCGCGCUGGACCCGCACAAGAUUGUGAAUGAACUUUCAGAAGAAGAGGAGAUCCGGCUGGCUGAGGAGAUCGAAAAGUACACCUUGGAAAACCCUUUGCGGCGUAUGUACAAGGCGAAUUGCAAGGUGCUCGUGGAGAUCAAACACAGGCGGGGCGUGCGGAUGGCCAAAGGCCUCCCGGUGCGAUUCCAGCGGAGCAAGACCAACAACCGUAAUGCUCGGAAGCUGAACCCGGGCAGGUUUUAGGCGCGGACCAAUUCUCGGCUUGGCUGAAAAAA
Molecule: messenger RNA, 665 nt
Organism: Effrenium voratum
Lineage: Eukaryota; Dinophyceae; Suessiales; Symbiodiniaceae
Source: the annotation of a GenBank genome assembly